Molecule: messenger RNA, 1759 nt
Organism: Perca fluviatilis (European perch)
Lineage: Eukaryota; Metazoa; Chordata; Actinopteri; Perciformes; Percidae
Gene: rfk
Product: riboflavin kinase
Exons: 4
Coding region: 490-999 (169 amino acids)
Biological process (GO): FMN biosynthetic process; riboflavin biosynthetic process
Cellular component (GO): mitochondrion
Molecular function (GO): riboflavin kinase activity
Source: RefSeq, a predicted model, not a curated record
CUACCGGUCCGCUUUGGUCACGCGGUCAAUGACAUCAGUAAAAGCUUUACUAAGGCAGAUGUGUGUACUGUAACGUUACAACACAUGUAAUAUAGUACCACCUGUGAGCACCAGGGCUUUAUUAUCACCGUGAGUGGACCUACCGGGACGGACCCAGCAAAAGCAGACAAGCAAAACAGGAUAAACCGUUUUAAGGACAGGGUGCCUCUAUUGAAGCUAACAACAGUAGUAAGCUUAGCUAGCAUACCUGGUGAACUUUUACCAUCGCUGCUCUGUGUUUGACAAUCAACUUUAUCCAACUCGAGCAAGCUAACCAGGCAGCUGAAGCUAUAUAACAUUAGCUAAAUGCAAGGACGGACUUUGAACUCUACAAGGGUAAGAUUUCAGUUUUGCUAGCUAACUGUCAAAGAGUUUCUAGCUGAUUAGCCAGUCCGACUUCCUUGUGUUCGAGGUCAUUCUGUUUUCUAAGUGAUUGUCGGGAAGCUAGUCAUGAAGAGCCUACCGUAUUUCUGCCGGGGAGAGGUCAUUCGAGGCUUCGGGAGAGGAAGCAAAGAACUGGGAAUCCCCACAGCCAACUUCCCUGAUUCAGUGGUGGACAAUCUUCCAGCAGAUAUUGGCACAGGAAUCUACUAUGGCUGGGCCUGUGUCGGUAAUGGUGAUGUCUACAAGAUGGUGAUGAGCAUUGGCUGGAACCCUUACUACAAAAAUACCAAGAAGUCCAUGGAGACCCAUGUGAUUCACACAUUUAAAGAAGACUUUUAUGGGGAGAUUCUCAGUGUUGUCUUGGUGGGCUACAUCCGUCCAGAGAGAAGCUACAACUCACUUGAAGCGCUCAUUGCAGCCAUAAACAGCGACAUUGAGGAGGCCAAGGUCACGCUGGAGCUCCCCGAGCAUCUCAAACUGAGAGACGACAACUUCUUCACCAGCGCUCCCAGCUCAUCGUCAGCCCUGCCCCCCAACACUGCAUCCACAUCACAGACUAUUAUAAAUGGUCACUGACAGCUGGCUUUGACUGUAGCACUUUGUGUACACACACACACACACACACACACACCAGAAAACAUACGUUUCUAUAUACACACAGGUGUAUACACUAAUUAAAAUGCACACCCUCAUUCUGAGAUCUCUGACCUGUUGUCAUGGCUGCAUAAACAACCAAUCUUUUUUUUUUUUUUUUAUUGUAUUUUUCUUUUACCUCCUUAAUGUGUCUCAAUUGUUUAACUUCUUGAAUGGUUUUUUUGCAGACUGCUUUUGUAUAUACUCACACCAGAUUGCCUCAUCUAAUAGCGUAACUGUGUAUCUCUUUGGUCUUACUGGUCCUGCUGUAUAUUUGGAAUAUUUUAUGUAAGAAAGUACCAUCAAAAAAAAAAAAAUACAGAUUUUGGCAUAAUGGUGACCACAAGUAAUUUUGUAAUAAUUUGUAUAUAAAGAAAGACACAAAUGGGCUGCAAUUAUUUAUUCUAGUUUACACAGGGACCAGGGUUACUGCAUGUAGAAUUAAAGGUUCAACAAUACAUUUAUGUCAGUUUUGUUAUUUCCAUAUAUUAGGGUAAGAUGCAGUGGGAAUACAAUUUAUUCUAAAUUUGUAAAGCAUAAAAAAUAGGAUAAAAUAUUUAAAGUUAUGCACAUGGCUGGCCAAGAGCUCUUUUUGUGACAUCACUGGCUGAUAACUGCCUGAAUGUUGUUAUUGUCCUAAUAUCAGUGAUAUCAAUGGUUUCUUAUUAUUAUGUAAUUAAAAUAAAAAAGAUCUCAGAACUUA